Molecule: messenger RNA, 1614 nt
Organism: Tachysurus fulvidraco (yellow catfish)
Lineage: Eukaryota; Metazoa; Chordata; Actinopteri; Siluriformes; Bagridae
Product: lysophosphatidic acid receptor 6-like
Exons: 2
Coding region: 209-1204 (331 amino acids)
Biological process (GO): G protein-coupled receptor signaling pathway; behavioral response to pain
Cellular component (GO): membrane
Molecular function (GO): G protein-coupled receptor activity
Source: RefSeq, a predicted model, not a curated record
CGAGGGCUUGCUUAGUUAUAAGAUGUCCUUCACCAGAGGGACGUCUUUAAGAAGUUAUUGCAGAUCAGCCGACCGACAGACCUGGACACCAGCAACAAGUCCAUCACCGUAAUGGAACAAGCAAAGCAAACCAAUAGGUUCAGCCCUGGAACAAAGCCCACAGGCUCUGACUGAUACAGCUAAAGAGGGAGAAGGCCAGGAGCCCAUCAUGGAUCUGAUAAAUAACACAGCCAUUCAGACACCAAUCAACUGUACUGUAGACACAAGGUACCGCUUCACCUAUUACCAGAUCUCCUACAGCCUCAUCUUCACAUGCGGUUUGGCCAGCAAUGGCAUGGCACUCUGGUGUUUGUGGCUCACGCCAUGGUCUGUCACCAGCACUAUGGUCUACAUGGCUAACUUGGCCGUCGUGGACCUCUUCUUCAUUCUUUCCCUUCCACUGCGCAUCUAUUAUUACUACAACCGUUCACACAGCAUGGCUUGGUCUCCUGGAAGUGUUUUCUGCCAGCUGACCUUCACCCUCAAAUACAUAAGCAUGUACGGAGGUAUCUUUUUCCUGGCAUGCAUAGGGCUGGACCGCUACUUUGCCGUGACGCGCCCUGUGCUGCGGCGCCCGAAGCAAUUACAUAAUGCCUGCAUGAUCAGCACUACAAUCUGGUUAAUGGUGCUAGCACUUAGCUUGGCACUUCCAUUCAUGCACUCUGCAGACUCAAAAAUUCACAGAGCAUGCCUACUUGACCUAUCCUUGGGGCAAAAUCAAACCUUCAUCUUGGCAGCUCUGGGCCUGGUACUGGUUGCAUUCCUGUUGCCUGCACUCCUUCUGCUGUUCAGCUACUGCCGUGUGUUGCGUGUGCUUGGCAGAAUGCCUUACCGUGGGAAAAGACGCCACCGACGAACACUCUCUCUCAUCUACUGCGUGCUGGGCAUCUUUCUGCUCUGCUUUGCACCAUACCACAUCAACCUUCUGUGUUACACUCUCACACAAGUUGGUGUUGUAUCCAGCUGUGUUUUGGCUAAAUUUGCAGGCUCAUUGCACCCAAUCAUGCUCUCACUGGCCAGCACCAACUGCUGCCUCAACCCACUGGUGUACUACUGCUCCAGCAGCCUGGUGCAAAAAGAUGCUACCAGAGGCCAAAGCAAUCAGGAAACGGAGUCUAGCUUUAGGUCUAGACGGAAACAGCUUAUGGGAAAAAUUUCACCAUGACUCCUUCAUGGACACAAAAGUGUUUCAACAUCACCAGUAGUAGUUGCUAUUAAAGGCAUAUCAACUAAUGCACAUUCAAAAAUGAUACUGACUAAGCAUCAUUUUUAGAUUUGCAUUUUCAACUAUUUUCAGAUUUUCGAAAGCAGAAAAUACAAAUUGAAUAUGUUCAAAUUUUACACCUGUUUCUGUUCUCCUGCAGUAAAAUCUAAGGCUAAACAGCCACUCACAGGAACACUCUCACGGUCUUCUGACAUCAUUUCCUCAUGUUAAAUCAACCAAACAGGUGCCAAUAAGCACCAAUUACUUUUAACAACACAUCAAACACAUUAAAAAUUACAGACAGUUUACCUCCGGUUUUCUUAGCCUGACGUCCGUGCAACAUUUUACGACGGUCAAUAUUCCCUUAAAUG